Triticum aestivum (bread wheat) is the source of this 1351-nucleotide messenger RNA. Its product is annotated as BTB/POZ and MATH domain-containing protein 1-like. Gene Ontology annotation, molecular function: protein binding. The record is from RefSeq and is a predicted model, not a curated record. Lineage: Eukaryota; Viridiplantae; Streptophyta; Magnoliopsida; Poales; Poaceae. The coding region runs from base 183 to 1202 and encodes 339 amino acids. The transcript has 2 exons. Gene Ontology annotation, biological process: protein ubiquitination.
AGAAAAAGCGCAAUACGUUGGGGACGGUAGUAGAUCGAACCCUAGCUAGGCACCCAGGAGACCCACGAGAGGCGAACAGGCGACCGCACAUCCGGUGUACGACGGCUCCGGCAAGGACUGCGGCCGCUAGUACGGCCGGAACCACCGUUCGCCGCCGCCAACUCCGGAGACUCUAGCCAGCCAUGAGUAAAGGAAUCUCCCGAACUCCGGUACUGCCGGCCUCGACGACCACCACUAGUGUGGAUUCUGCUUCCCUCCACUUCAGGGUAGACUACGAGCAAGUCAAGCACCUUGGCAUCGACGAUGUCGUCUGCUCUGAGCUCUUCACCGUCGGCCAACACCAGUGGAGGAUUGACUGCUACCCGCGCGGACCGGUAGGGUACUCCAAGGAUGACAUGGGAAAUUAUGUUUCCAUCUACCUUAGGCACAUGAGUGAUUCCGGAAGGGUACGCGCCACCUUCAUCGCCUUGAUAAAGGAUAGAGAUGACAAGCCAUCAGAAAUACGAGUGAAAACUUACCUUCAUGAGUUCACAAUCAUGGGCGCCCCUGACUACCUCGAUGAGUGGGGAUGGAAUCGGUUUGUGGCAAGAAAGGACCUGGAGGAAACCUAUGUUAUUGAUGGGCACGUCACGUUCGUAUGCACCAUCAUGGUCACGCGUGAUACUACCCCUGUCACCGUGCCGCCAUCCGACAUCAAGAACCAUCUCGGCUCCUUACUGGAUCAGGCAUAUGGGACAGACGUGUCGUUUACCGUCCACGGCGAGACAUUCCCCGUGAACCGAGCUAUUCUUGCAGCCCGCUCACCUGUCUUCAAGGCAGAGCUUUUUGGGUCCAUGGCCGAAGCGACAAUGGCAUCCAUCACACUGCACGAUAUCACACCUUCAAUAUUCAAACGUAUGCUUCGGUUCAUAUACACGGAUGAGUUUCCUACUACAGAGGAUAACCCGUCCAAUGAGGUAUUAUUUGAUUUACUUGCCGCUGCAGAUCGGUACGCACUAGACCGGCUAAAGCUUAUGUGUGCCAAAAAGUUAUGGGAUAAUGUGUCAAUGGAUACAGUUACGGAUAUUCAAGCUUGCGCUGACAUGUACAAUUGCCUCGAGUUGAAGGACAAGUGCAUUGACUUUAUUGCAAAAGAGAAAAAAAACAAAGAAGUCUCUUUUUUCAAAAACGAUUCGAAGAAGCCCACGACUUCAUCAGGCUAAGGCAAAUAUUUCAUAGAUUAUUGUUGGUGAGUUUAGACUUUAAUUAGAAAAAUAGUGCUGGAACAUUAUAUACUAGACUAUUUCACAUUUGUGUUUUCUUUUGUCUUUUACAUUGGUGCAUUGGCACCCGGGUUUCUAUUUGUGGUUUG